GUGGUGUGUGUGUUUAAGUGUUAGUUGUUUUUGAUAUUUUUUUAAAAGCUUUUAGGCUGCUUGUGGAAGUCAGAGCAAAUACCAGGAAGGUACUACAGCAAGAUGGACUUAGGAAAGGACCAAUCUCAUCCAAAGCUACAGCAGACAUCGGACACUCAUCCAAUAAAGGCCUCUGAACCAGAAAUCAUUGGAACUUGGAGUUUGCGAAACAGAGAGCAACUCAGGAAAAGAAAAGCUGAAGCACAAGAGAAACAGACCUCACAAUGGCUCCUAGGAGAAGAGAAAAAACGCAAAAGGCAGAAAACAGGAAAAGGAAAUCAAAGAGGCCAAAAGAAAGAAGGAAAUGCAGAACCGAAGGUGAAGCCUCGGUCACAAACAGCAAAGCGAGUGAUGGAGAAAGAACUGAAGUGAAGGAAAAAGCCAAAGUGGAAGAACCAGAAAUAUCAGCAAUUCCACAUUCCCCUCAAGAGAUUCGACAAGAAAAUGACGUCUACAGUUAUGUUUUGUUUUAGCAAUGCUCAAUCAUAAAGUUGUAGACCAACAAAAUAUGUAUCUUGAUAUUUUAUGUGUGAUGUUUUAAAACAUAUAGACUUUGACAAUUUUUAUUCAUGUUAUUUCCCAUUUAUAAACCAUACCUCUGAGAGAACUAACAUUUUUUAGAUAAUAUUCCACUAGAAUGUGUGUGUGUGUGUG
Molecule: messenger RNA, 693 nt
Organism: Dipodomys ordii (Ord's kangaroo rat)
Lineage: Eukaryota; Metazoa; Chordata; Mammalia; Rodentia; Heteromyidae
Gene: Hemgn
Product: hemogen
Exons: 4
Coding region: 103-411 (102 amino acids)
Biological process (GO): cell differentiation; regulation of osteoblast differentiation
Cellular component (GO): nucleoplasm
Source: RefSeq, a predicted model, not a curated record